Molecule: messenger RNA, 1557 nt
Organism: Gaeumannomyces tritici R3-111a-1
Lineage: Eukaryota; Fungi; Ascomycota; Sordariomycetes; Magnaporthales; Magnaporthaceae
Exons: 1
Coding region: 1-1461 (486 amino acids)
Source: RefSeq, a predicted model, not a curated record
AUGCUUCAGCUUCCCGGCCAAUCGAUGCUGGGCGUGGCCAACCCAACGUAUCCCGAGCUCAGCUCGCCGGGUCCAAAACGGAAGUACGGACGACAGGACUAUGGCAGAUUUGACAACAUCUGCUUCGACAGCGCCUCGAUUGGCGGAUCAUUGUUGGGAAAGGUGAACGUGGACGUCGGGCUCCGGUUUGCGAAGUCGAAAUGGGGCUUCUUCCGCGGCUGCACCCCUGGUGGAAUUCUUUAUAUCGACAUCGACAUACAGCAACAAGCCGACUGCAAGAUCGAUCAGGCCACAGUUAAGAUUGUUUUGAGAGACAAGGAGUCCGGCGUGGUCUCGAAAUAUCCAACCCAGGUGACACCCUUCUUCGGGCCCAAGCAUCUCACCGGCACAGAGAGACUUGAGCACAAGGAGUCCAGCUUCCAACUCCAGCCGUCUGUACAGUUCAUGGGGACCGGUCUUUCGGGGCUGGGCGGCUCCUCCAGUGCAAAAGCCGACAAGGUUUACCACUGGGAUAUUCGAGGUCAGCGGACCAACUCCAAGGCAGCGGCCGGCAUUCUCGGCCUCCACUACGACACUCUGGAGUGGAAGAUGAUUGAGAACAAGCUGGAGGGUCGAAGUGGCAACAAGAUUUGUACGGCAUUCGCUUUUACUCACAGCGGCCAUGAGAUCCUCAUGGACGUCAUCGUGGAAGGGAAACUGAGCUCCAAGACCGACCGGCUUCGCGAGGGCGUCAAAAGGCUCAAAUUCCGACCAAAUGCGGGCAGGAAACCAGGCCAGAUAUCGACAACCCUCAUCGGAGUCUACUCCGGAGAGCGGCCCCAGCUGGACAUGCUGGCUGCCGGACUUGAGCACGACAUGGUGAGGGAAAACUACAUCUCCCAACCUGUAAUGAUGCCAAAGCCGCAACAGUCGUCGUUUCGACAAGAGCCAGCCGGGCGUCCGCCCGAGACUCAAGGAGCGCUCACCUCAGCCGACGAGCGAGCUCAACAAGCAACGCCUGUACUUCAGCAACCCCACCCACUUCCUGAAUCCGGAAGCAUCAAGCUGCUAGAUCCAACUGUGCAAAGGCUUCUCUGCGCCGGCCAAUCUCUUAUCAGAUCUCCAAGAGAUAUGAUCUUCGAGGAGAUGUCCGAUCAAUGGGACGAGGCAGACACCCCAAGUCGGUCGUUGUCGCCCACAGUUGUGGACAGUGGCAGAGUGAAUGAGAUAUUAAAGGAUGAGCUGCCCGAGGACACCGAGUCCUUCCACUCGUUCGUCACUGUGGAGGAUAAAGAGAAACCUGAAGGUGGGCUACCUCGCCCUCUAGCUUCGAAGCCUGAAAGCCGAAUGGUGUUGAGAAGUAGGCUGCUCGAGGACCGCAUCAUCACAGAAAACCAGUUGAGCAUACUGGGCGCCUUUGCUAUCGGUGCGGUCAUAUCCUACAUCAUGGCCAUGCUGCGUCAAGGAACUACAGAGCGGUGAAUUGAUAGGGGAAGGAAUAGGAGUAGAGCAGAAGCUUGUAUUUAAAAUACAAACACCACUACCAGAUCUGCAGCGAUGGAACGGAGUGACGCAAAG